AUUUUCGAUUGUAGCCCGGCUGAAUCGGUUGUGUUUUGUUAAUUGUGGCAUUGAUCGUCAAUCGUCGACGAAACGGAAGUUUCAUUACAGCUCAUUCACAUCGGCCACGGCAUUCGACUUUGAUACAACGAUUCCUUUUCGCUCUCUCUCCACUUCGAACUAACGGAACGAAAUCAACAAGGCGACGAUUUUUGUUAUUCUUCGAGUUGAGCUGCUCUCUCUCUCGGACACCAAACAUACCUAGAGACAAACAGUCUGAAAGCAGCAGCGUUUUUUGUUUUGUUCCUGUGAAUGUGUAUUUCCAACUCGCUCCAACUCCUGCAGUUGUGUGUAGUAGAACGCAAAAAAUUUCAAUAUGUGUCUGUGAGUUGUUUGAGAAUCGGUAGUUAAAAGUGGUUUGACGCUGAUAUUGCCAAUGCACAACCAUAUUUUUUUCCUUCGAUCUCUCUCUCUCUCUCUCUCUCUCUGACCAUGAUUUAUUGUUAUUCUUUUUUUGCCGUUCGCGUUAAGCUAAACGUUUCUUAAACUGGUAUUAACUCUUUCUGAUCAAAAAGCGCUCGUCGACCGUGCUUCGUAAUCAGUUGUUAUCGGAAUUUCGUGUAGUGAUAGUCGCGAUUUGACUCACCAAAAACCAAAGAACAUUUUUGUUUUGUUUUUUUUUUUCAUUCCGAAUUGCUUGUGUGAAAGCGACAGUGGUUUUAAUCUGAUUCAGUCCAUUUAAGCAACGAGGAUUUUUAACGGGAUUUUUCGACGUUUUUUCUUUCGUUCGGAGAAUUUUGAAAUGUGUUGAAAAAUGAGAAUUAGUGAUAAAAUUAUUGGAGUUUUGUGAUCAUCUUUUUUUGAGAAAAAUGAUAAAAGUGCAUUAAAAAACAUUAAAUUGAAUUAUUUUCAAAUUGAACAAUUGAAUUUAAAAAAAAAUUGGAUGAAAAUAAUUCGUCGCAAAAACAAUUGUGAUAAAAAGACAACCUAUAAAUUAAAAACCUGAUCGAAUCAAAAUAAACGAUUUUUGAAGAAAAUUUUCACAAUAAGAGAAACAAUAACAUUGAACCAAAGAUUUAAACCAAAGAAAAACGAAAUGGAUGUGUCUACAAUGAAAGCAUCACAACUACCGUUGGAUUUUAGUUUGAAUGUAAAAGCGGAUGGUUUAACCAAUCUCAAUAUUCAAGUGAAAACAGCCGAAAACGGAGCAAGCAUGUUAAUAUCACCAGAUAAAAGUCAGCAUUCCGCAUUCAAAGUGGUGACACCGAAGCAUGCCGACGGAGCACGAAAUGGUUUGUUUCCAUUCCCGUUAAACAGUGAAUUUAUUAACAACUAUCGUCGAUUGUACGGUCCAGUUCAGUUAACAUCAAUCAUGAAUGGCAACGAUUUGUCAAAAUCACCACAUCGACGAUCGCCCGUUGACUCAAAACGACUCAAAGAACAACUUAAUUUCAGUAUAAGCCGUUUGGUGAAGGGUCCCGAUUCCGACGAAGAAGACAACAAUAACACCUACGAGCAACGGAAUCAUCAACGAACACAAGGGACAAAUGGAAAAGUCACACCACAUUCAGAGGUUGAAUCCAGUUGCAAAGAUUCAUGUACAAAGUCUCGAUCACGCAGCUCGUCUCGGUCACGCUCUCGAUCGCCAGCCAGAUCAUGUUCAGUUUCACCCGAAUUAGAGGUGGAUUCACCGCCACCGCCAUUGAGAAUGAACGAAUCACCAACGAAUACGAAUAUUUUUCAUAAUGUUGUCAAGAAAUCGGAAACGUUUUCGAUGUCGGCACUGUUGAGAGAAGAUGGCCCGCGAGCACCGGCAAAAUCGCCUCUCAGUUCAAAUAUGGCAUUUGAUGCAUUCCGAACAACCGCUUCAGCAAACUACCCGCCAAUUUAUGAUCAAAAUAUGCUACACCAUCGGCCCCUCUUUCACACAUUCCCAUGGUUGGCUGCAGUUGCUUUCCAUCAAGGUCAACAGCCGAAUGCGCCAAGCGCUGCCGGUGCUUAUGGGCCCAUUGGACACGAAGAUUUACUACGAUUUCGUAAUCUUGUAUCACAAACAUCAACAUCGUCAGCGGCUGGAUUACAAGGAUCAAAUGCAGCCGCUGCUGCACAUUUAAACUUUGCCCAACAGCAUCAUUUACACCAUCAUCACCAUCAUUUAUUUAUGCGACCCGGCAUACCAUCGCUGGGCGACGUUUAUUCCUGCGUCAAAUGCGAAAAGAUGUUCUCCACACCACACGGCUUAGAAGUACAUUCACGACGAUCGCACAACGGUAAACGACCAUUCGCCUGCGAACUCUGCAAUAAAACAUUCGGCCACGAAGUCAGUCUGAGCCAACAUAGGGCCGUUCAUAAUGUGGAAAAAGUGUUCGAGUGCAAACAAUGCGGAAAAGCCUUUAAACGGUCAAGUACAUUAUCCACUCAUUUAUUAAUCCACAGCGACACGCGGCCAUAUCCAUGUAGCUACUGCGGGAAACGUUUCCACCAAAAAAGUGACAUGAAAAAACACACCUACAUUCAUACUGGAGAGAAACCACACAAAUGUUCGGUAUGCGGAAAGGCAUUCAGUCAAAGUUCCAACCUUAUCACUCAUUCGAGAAAGCACACCGGCUACAAACCAUUCGCCUGUGAACUCUGCCACAAGGCAUUCCAGCGGAAAGUCGAUCUAAGGCGUCACAAAGAGACUCAACACGCCGAAAUUGGACCGCUCAUUCAUUAAAUACCAGUUGAAAUGAUACGGUGAACAGUGUUCACUGAACACUCUCCAGUGAAAAUCGAGUUGAACACGAUUCGCAGUUAGUUUAUGAAAAGAUGAUGAUCUUUUUUUCUGUUUAUCAAAUCAAUCAAUAGAAUAUUGUGCAAUUUUCCGAUUUGAUUCCUAAGUAAAUGUGCAGUUGAAUAUUUAACGUAAAUAUUAUAAUAAAAUGAUCUAUCAUGAGCAACAUUUAGAAUAGUGUUAGACGAUAAGCCUAUCAACAUUGAACUUAAAUUUAAACACAGAUUCUCCAAAGCAUAAGUUGCACCCAGCUACAAUUGGGCUACUUACUAUUAAUUAUUAUUAGCCAAACCCUAGAAAUCGUAAGCGUACUUAUAUUUUCGAUUUUAGCACUUUUCAACGUCUCGCAAAAACAUUUAAUGUUCAAAUGGUGUUCGAUUUAUUUUUUUUUAUUUCUUCCGUUAAUUUUCGUUUAUAUUGCUUUUGCUACUUGAUUUAAUAAUUUUUUUUCUAUUGAAUCAAAUGACAUACUUUAGUUAAUUUUAUUUAAAUUUCACCGUUUUUGUUUCUUUUUUUUCUAAUUUGUUGAUUUCUAACAGAAAUGUUUCUGUAUCAAAUUGUACAUAUGAUUAAGAGUAUCCCGUAGGAAAAUUGUGGUGCUGAAUGGAAUAUUUAGCUGUUUCUAUCCAAAGAAGCUGGUCAGAACACAUUUCCACGAAAUAUGUUCAGAAAUGUCUGAAAGAAAAAUGUUUGCAUGUGAAAUGCUUCGCAAAACGGCACCAAGCGACAGGUCAAAAUUGUCAAAAUCAGUGCGUCUAUAAUAAUUAGAUCAAAUUUUUAAGCAACAAAUGUGUGUAAAAUGUUAGCAUAAUCCUAUUUUAGGCUCUAAAAAUUUCAUUUCUUCAACACUAAUUUCUAUAUACAAAAUUAAUUUUUAACUGUUACCAAAAACACUUCUUGCAACCAAUUCUUUUGUGUAGAUAUUCGAUAAAGUUCAUAUAAAUGUCUGUCUGUACAUUUCUCACCCACGUUCAAAUCAAAUUGUUUUCGGUUAUUUGUCUUCUAAAUUUAAGUCUUGGCACAACAGAUUCGAUUCAAGCUGUAAAUUGGAUACAAAUUACUGCAUUGUAAAUGUUCACACUUUUAUUUGAUUAGCUAAAGAAGAAAUAAACAUUUUGAAAGAAA
Molecule: messenger RNA, 3877 nt
Organism: Sitodiplosis mosellana (orange wheat blossom midge)
Lineage: Eukaryota; Metazoa; Arthropoda; Insecta; Diptera; Cecidomyiidae
Gene: sens-2
Product: zinc finger protein 391
Exons: 6
Coding region: 1076-2695 (539 amino acids)
Biological process (GO): regulation of transcription by RNA polymerase II
Molecular function (GO): RNA polymerase II cis-regulatory region sequence-specific DNA binding; DNA-binding transcription factor activity
Source: RefSeq, a predicted model, not a curated record